Molecule: messenger RNA, 417 nt
Organism: Parastagonospora nodorum SN15
Lineage: Eukaryota; Fungi; Ascomycota; Dothideomycetes; Pleosporales; Phaeosphaeriaceae
Exons: 3
Coding region: 1-417 (138 amino acids)
Source: RefSeq, a predicted model, not a curated record
AUGUCCGUCUACGGCCACGAAGCCUCGUCCGGCCAGCCCCUCAUGUUCAUUGGAGCUUUCAAAGAAGCCCUCCAGCAGAUGUGCGUGGAGGAGAUGAUAGCUCUCACUCAGAAGGUCAAGCAUGACUCUGUCAAGUUCACCGUGGACAAAUUGCUCCAGAUGGAGGAAGCUGCGUGGGAAGCCCGCAAUGCUAUCGUGUCGGCGCUCAACCUCGGCAGCAUUCAGCUUGCGGAGGCGCUUGAGAAGCUCGAUCGCCACGACAAAGCACAGAUGGUCAACAGGGUUAGUACUGUGAUUGGACAUGCUUACGAAGCGGAUGUAGAGUUGGAGGUCGCUACAAAGCUGAGGGGUGAGCUUGACUUCUUGGGUCCCCAGAAGGAGUACGAAGAGGAGAUGCGCAAAGAGAAGAGCGGAUGA